CACGGAGUCCGGCUCUCCUCUGCAGGCCCCUCGCCCCACCUGGGGGGAGCCGCCGGCGCGGGUCGGGGCCAGAGUGGGCGGUUUUCAGUCUUAGCAGGGCUGUUUCCGGGAGGCGGAGCUCAGACUCCCAUUUCCUUUCUCCUGGGGCUGGCGGGCUCCAUCCAGCUCGGGCGGCGGCUGUUCCCGCUGGCCUCGGAGACCCCCGCACCGGCCUACACGAGCCUCCGGCUCCAGGCCCCACGCUGCGCCCAGGCCCCAGCGGCAGCAUGGGCGGCGCCCGGGAGGCGGGCUGGGUGGCGGCGGGCCUGGUCCUCGGGGCCGGUGCCUGCUACUGCAUUUACAGGCUGAUGCGGGGCCAGCGGCGAGGCGGCCACCGGCUUCGGCUCCGUCCAUCGCAAUCUGCAGAAGACUUAACCAAUGGUUCAUAUGAUGAUGUCCUAAAUGCUGAACAACUUCAGAAACUCCUUUACCUGCUUGAGUCGACUGAGGAUCCUGUAAUUAUCGAAAGAGCUCUGGUCACCCUGGGUAACAAUGCAGCCUUUUCAGCUAACCAAGUCGUUAUUCGUGAAUUGGGUGGUAUUCCAGUCGUUGGAAGCAAAAUCAAUGAUCCCAACCACAGUAUUAAAGAGAAAGCUUUAAAUGCACUGAAUAACCUUAGUGUGAAUGUUGAAAAUCAAAUCAAGAUAAAGGUAUAUGUUAAUCAAGUCUGUGAGGAUGUCUUCUCUGGUCCCCUGAACUCCCCCGUGCAGCUGGCUGGACUGAGAUUGUUAACCAACAUGACAGUUACCAACGACCACCAACACAUGCUUAUCAGCUACAUUACAGACCUGUUCCAAGUGUUGCUGACAGGAAAUGGAAGCACCAAGGUUCAAGUUUUGAAACUGCUUUUGAAUUUGUCUGAAAAUCCAGCCAUGACAGAAGGACUGCUUGGUGCCCAAGUGGAUUCGUCAUUCCUUUCCCUUUAUGAUGGCCACACAGCAAAGGAGAUUCUUCUUCGAGCUCUUACAUUAUUUCAGAAUAUAAAUAACUGCCUCAAAAAGGAAGGCCAUUUAGCUAGUCAGUCUACUUUCACUAAAGGUUCACUGUUUUUCCUGUUAUAUGGAGAAGAAUGUGCCCAGAAAAUGAGAGAUUUACUUAAUCACCAUGAUGCAGAUGUGAAGGAAAAGGUAACAGUAAUACCCAAAUUCUAACUGGUUGGUCCUGUUUUUCCAGGGAAAUGCAGUCUGGAAGUAAUGUGCAGAAUUUAGUUUUCUUCUUCCUUCCAAAGGGAUUCUUUUAGCUGCUGAAUUUAAACAGUAAAUAUCACAUUUCAUCAUUUACACAGCUAUACCUUGCCAUGGUCUUGUGGUUUAUUUUGGACCAUUCUAUUGAUACCAAAUGAAUAUAACAGCUUGUUCUGAAACAGUUAUUUCUUUUUAUUUGCUAUUUGCUGAAAUAUGUCAAUUAUUUUCUCUACGUGAAAUGACAGUGACCUUAUUAUGUGUAAGCUACCCUUGUUUCCUGUGAUUUGAGAGCAUUAGUUGAUUAACUAGUUGUUUCAGAACUGCCAUAGGAAUGACCUUGUUCUUUUAGUAGCAGUGAGAUUCUGAGCUCUCCAGUCCACCUGCCAGCCUAGCCGUACUGCUUUCAAAAGUCUGUUCUCAUCAUUAGAAUCUAUUCUAGUCAAUGAAUGUUGUAAAUGUUAAGGAGAAAUGUUUCCAAGUACUCACCCACUCCCAUUCAAUGUGCUAGUAUGUAAGGAUGCUAUGUAUAAAAUACUGAGAUCAUUCAAAAUGUGCAUCUGUAGGAAUUGGUUAAAUCAGUUAUCUAGUCUUAAAAUAACGAAGCAAUUCUAAAUGUACUAAUGUGGAAAGACACCUAUGAACUAUGGAUGUGCUUUUUAAAUAAAAAAUAUUUAUGCUUAUC
Hipposideros armiger (great roundleaf bat) is the source of this 1905-nucleotide messenger RNA. RefSeq names its product armadillo repeat containing 10 (gene ARMC10). Lineage: Eukaryota; Metazoa; Chordata; Mammalia; Chiroptera; Hipposideridae. Gene Ontology annotation, biological process: negative regulation of intrinsic apoptotic signaling pathway by p53 class mediator. The transcript has 6 exons. The record is from RefSeq and is a predicted model, not a curated record. Gene Ontology annotation, cellular component: mitochondrion. The coding region runs from base 267 to 1190 and encodes 307 amino acids.